UUCACAAGAUGCAGCUUCUGUUAUGCUCCGACUGACUGUGGGUGGCAGUAUAGCAACAGUUUGCUUGAUCGUGAAGUCUGAGCCGACGAAGCAAAGUCAAGUAGCAAAGAUGGCGGUAUCGGUGUUUCCCUGUGUGCGAUUGCGGUCCAUCGGGGACGUGAACGGAGAGAUCCAGCGACACUCCGAGCAACAGCCCCUGAGGUUGGAGGUCAAAAGCACCCCAGACACGGCUCUCCUAAAUCUCUCCAAUAGCGAUGAGACCUCAGUCUUCAAGUGUUCGUUGUCCAGGGAAACGGAAUGCAGUCGUGUGGGGAAACAGUCAUUCAUCAUCACACUGGGCUGCAACAGUGUCCUGCUACAGUUCUCCACACCUGCAGAGUUUACUUCCUUCUAUAACAUUCUGAAGAGUUGCCGGGGCCACAAUGCAGAACACUCCGUCUUCAGUGACCGGACGGAAGAGUCCUCUGCUGUGCAAUACUUUCAGUUCUAUGGCUAUCUCUCUCAGCAGCAGAACAUGAUGCAGGACUAUGUUCGGACCGGAACCUACCAACGUGCCAUCCUUCAGAACCAUGCUGACUUUAAGGACAAGGUGGUGUUAGAUGUGGGCUGUGGUUCAGGUAUUCUGUCGUUCUUUGCGGCGCAGGCCGGAGCCAGGAAGGUCUACGCUGUGGAGGCUAGCACCAUGGCCCAGCACGCAGAGGUGCUGGUAAACUCCAACGGAAUGGGGGAUCGUGUGGUGGUGAUAGCUGGGAAGGUGGAGGAGAUCUCUCUACCAGAGCAGGUGGACAUCAUCAUCUCUGAACCCAUGGGAUACAUGCUCUUCAACGAGAGAAUGCUGGAGAGUUACCUACACGCCAAGAAGUUCCUCAAGCCCAACGGUAACAUGUUCCCCACUUUAGGUGACGUCCACCUGGCUCCCUUCACAGACGAACAGUUAUACAUGGAACAGUUCACCAAGGCCAACUUCUGGUAUCAGCCAUCUUUCCAUGGUGUUGAUCUGUCAUCACUGAGAGAAGCUGCAGUAGACGAGUAUUUCAGACAACCCAUUGUGGACACCUUUGAUAUCCGUAUCCUCAUGUCCAAGUCUGUCAAAUACACCGUCAACUUCCUGGACGCAAAAGAGGGGGAUCUGCACAGGAUGGAGAUUCCCUUUAAGUUCCACAUGAUGACAUCAGGUCUGGUCCAUGGUCUGGCCUUCUGGUUCGACGUGGCUUUCAUCGGCUCAGCGGUAACAGUGUGGCUCUCCACCUCCCCUACGGAGCCUCUGACCCACUGGUACCAGGUCCGCUGUCUGCUCCAGUCCCCUCUCUUCACCAAGGCAGGAGACACCCUGUCUGGCACUGCAACGCUCAUUGCCAACAAGAGACAGAGCUAUGACAUCAGUAUGGUGGCCCAGGUGGACCAGACAGGAAGCAAGUCCAGCAACCUGCUGGAUCUCAAAAACCCCUUCUUCAGGUACACAGGCAGCACGUCAGCCCCGCCCCCAGGCUCUCACUACUCCUCCCCCUCAGAGAACAUGUGGAGCAAUGGAGGAGUCUACAACAUGAACCAGGGAGGGAUGCCUGCGGUGUAUGACCUGAGUACAGUCAUUGGUGGCGGUGGCUCCACCGUGUCCCACAACAAUCUCAUCCCUCUUGUGAACACAGGGGUAGUGAACCAUACAUCUUCUAGAGUUGGGUCUAUCAUGAGUACAGGCGUGGGCCAGGGAGUGGCAACUGGCCAAUCGGGGCCCGGCAACAGUCCUCAAUACCCAAUCAACAACAGCCAGUUCACCAUGGGCGGGCCUUCCAUCUCCAUGUCGUCUCCCAUGGCGAUGCCUAGCAACACUAUGCACUACGGGAGCUAAGACCUACCAACCGUCCGUAGCUCCCCUCCUCUCCCCUCCUUCCUCCCCUUCUCUGGACCUCCAACAGCUGGAAGGAAACCAAACUGGACUGAUAAUUUGGACGUCCCUCUCCUCCCUUCAUCCCUCCGUUCUCUGGGUCCUGAUCUCUCAGGCCCAGUCCAGAAUCAACUAGACGCUGAAAGGUUUAGGGUUGUCAAAUGUCCAGGUUUUCCAGAAAUUCUGGUUGGAGGAUUUCUGAAGUCCUACUUAUUCCGUCUGGAUUGCAACCGUUGAUAGGUUUAAGUAAUGUUGCCUAAACAUAUCCUUUUGUCUCAACACCAUUCUGAGGCAGACUGAAAGGUGUGUGCUUGUAACCAUUAUGUUUAAUGUAUCCACAGCCCACAUAGAAACAUUUAGAAGGAUCUUAUGUACUUACUGUGGCUAUAGGGGUUUAGAAACGUACACACACAGUUGUAUUAUACACACACACACACACAGAGCCUCCUGCAGGACAGAAAUGACUUUGAGCUUCUGUGAAGUUUUACCAAUCACUUCCCUCUUCCCCAGCCCGUCGCUUUUGACCCAACGUCCCGAUCAAUAAAUUCUUGAAUCCUAACCUUUCA
Molecule: messenger RNA, 2448 nt
Organism: Salvelinus namaycush (lake trout)
Lineage: Eukaryota; Metazoa; Chordata; Actinopteri; Salmoniformes; Salmonidae
Product: histone-arginine methyltransferase CARM1-like
Exons: 16
Coding region: 23-1846 (607 amino acids)
Biological process (GO): peptidyl-arginine methylation
Molecular function (GO): protein-arginine N-methyltransferase activity
Source: RefSeq, a predicted model, not a curated record